Molecule: messenger RNA, 487 nt
Organism: Eruca vesicaria subsp. sativa (arugula)
Lineage: Eukaryota; Viridiplantae; Streptophyta; Magnoliopsida; Brassicales; Brassicaceae
Source: the annotation of a GenBank genome assembly
AUCAAUCAAAACACAAAAACACAUCAAAACUCAUAUAAACAAAAAUAAAUUCUAAAAAAUAUGGCAGACAACAAGCAAAGCUUCCAAGCCGGUCAAGCCGCUGGUCGUGCUGAGGAGAAGUCUAAUGUGCUAGUGGACAAGGUCAAGGAUGCUGCUACCUCUGCUGGAGGGGCUGCUCAAACCGCCGGACAGAAGAUAUCAGAGACCGCAGGGGGAGCUGUUAAUGUUGUGAAGGAGAAGACUGGCAUGAACAAGUAGUGGACUAGAAAUCAAAUUGGGAUGUUGUAUAAUGAUCUUUUUAAAUUAAUUGUUGUGGUCUUAAAUAAAUUUGGGAGUUCUAAUUGAUUCUCACCUUCUUCGUACUUAUUUUUGUUUGUUGUUGUUGUUGUGUUUACUGUUUUAAUGUUUGGAUUAAUGUUUCUCAAGUGUAUGUUUGGAUGUUAAUGUAUUUAGCUUCCCGUUAAAAAACAUGUAAUUUAAGUUCCAA